AUGAGAUUCGCGGCUUUCACCCUGUUGAUCGCGACCAUGGUCGCCGAAUCAUACGCCGACCUCCACAACGUCGCCGUAUGCGUCACUGGCCGGAAACUCAGCACCUUUGGCGGUACCCCUUUCUCGCCUAGCAUGACUUACUACGAGAACUAUGAAGUCCUGGUGCCAGCCACCGAGUGCGCCUGCGGAUACUAUUUCAACCGCAAGACUGGUACCAAGCAAUGGGACCGUUGCCCAGAUUGCACAUUCGACGCCAAUGAGGGAGUUUGCCGAUCAAAGGAUUGGCACAUUGGAGGCGACGAGAUGAACCAUUACUGCACCAAGUACUGCGGUGCUCAAGGUGCUGAGGCGAACUAA
Molecule: messenger RNA, 357 nt
Organism: Sphaerulina musiva SO2202
Lineage: Eukaryota; Fungi; Ascomycota; Dothideomycetes; Mycosphaerellales; Mycosphaerellaceae
Exons: 3
Coding region: 1-357 (118 amino acids)
Source: RefSeq, a predicted model, not a curated record